Thelazia callipaeda (thelaziosis nematode) is the source of this 645-nucleotide messenger RNA. NCBI's taxonomy places the organism in Eukaryota, Metazoa, Nematoda, Chromadorea, Rhabditida, Thelaziidae. The record is from the annotation of a GenBank genome assembly.
AUGAGUAAAAUCCCACGUGAAACGUUAAUAGAAUGUGUAAACGAAGUGCUGAAGCCACGGAAGAAACGAAGGUUUCGUGAAACAGUUGAAUUGCAAAUAGGAUUGAAGAAUUACGAUCCACAGAAGGAUAAACGUUUUAGCGGAUCAGUAAGGCUCAAAAAUAUCCCAAGACCGAAUAUGAAAGUUUGUGUAUUGGGGGAUCAACAGCAUUGUGAUGAAGCUAGUGCAAACGGCAUACCAUGCAUGAAUGCUGAUGACCUGAAGAAAUUGAAUAAAAACAAGAAACUCAUCAAGAAGUUGGCUGAGAGUUAUGAUGCUUUCUUGGCUUCAGAAGCGUUAAUCAAGCAAAUUCCUCGUAUUCUAGGGCCUGGUCUUAAUAAAGCUGGUAAAUUCCCAACUGUCGUCGCUCAUUCAGAAGCAGUUACAACUAAAAUAGUAGAAAUCCGAUCAACAAUCAAGUUUCAAAUGAAGAAGGUAUUGUGCUUAUCAGUCGCAGUUGGUCAUCUUGACAUGACAUCUGAAGAGCUUGUUUCUAACAUAGCACUUUCCAUAAAUUUUCUUGUUUCUCUACUGAAAAAAAAUUGGCAAAAUGUGAGAUCGUUGCAUAUCAAGAGCACGAUGGGGCCGUCGCAGCGAUUGUAUUAA